AUGGGGGGAAACUGGUCAUGGGUCACAGAGUUCGUGCUGCUGGGAUUCCAGCUCAGCGCAGAGACGGAAGUGCUCCUCUUCUGGGUCUUCUCCCUGCUCUACACCUGCAGUCUGCUGGCAAACGGCAUGAUCUUUGCGCUCAUCUGUCUGGACCAGAGAUUGCACACCCCCAUGUACUUCUUCCUCUCCCACCUGGCCAUCAUUGACAUGUCCUUUGCUUCCAACAAUGUCCCCAAGAUGCUGGCAAACUUAGUGACUCAGAAUAGAGCCAUCUCCUUUGUCCCAUGCGUUAUGCAGACAUUUUUGUAUAUAGCUUUUGCUCUCACAGAGUGCCUGAUUUUGGUGGCGAUGUCCUAUGAUCGGUACGUGGCCAUCUGUCACCCCCUCCAGUACACGGUCAUCAUGAGCUGGAGCGUGUGCACGGUCCUCGCUGCCACGUCCUGGUUGUGUGGAUUUGUCCUGGCUCUGAUACAUGUGAUUCUCCUUCUGAGGCUCCCAUUCUGUGGGCCCCGGGAAGUAAACCACUUCUUCUGUGAGCUCUUGUCUGUCCUCGAGCUGGCCUGUGCUGACACCUGGCUCAACGAAGCUGUCAUCUUUGCUGCUUCCGUCUUUAUCUUAGUCGGGCCCCUCUGCUUGGUGCUGGUAUCCUAUACCAGCAUCCUCUGGACCAUCCUGAAGAUCCAGUCUGGGGAGGGCCGCAGGAAGGCCUUCUCCACCUGCUCCUCCCACCUCUGUGUGGUUGGGUUCUUCUUUGGCAUAGCCAUGGUUAUUUAUAUGGUCCCAGAGUCCAAUCAAAAAAAGGAACAAGAAAAAAUACUGUCCCUGUUUUAUAAUCUCUUCAACCCAUUGUUAAACCCCCUCAUCUACAGCCUGAGGAACGCUCAGGUGAAGGACGCCUUGGGUAGGGUGCUGCAGAAAAGAGGAAAUAUCUCAAAAGAGUAA
This is a messenger RNA of Phyllostomus hastatus (greater spear-nosed bat), 942 nucleotides long. Its product is annotated as olfactory receptor 2A2-like. Gene Ontology annotation, biological process: G protein-coupled receptor signaling pathway. Gene Ontology annotation, molecular function: olfactory receptor activity; G protein-coupled receptor activity. The transcript has 2 exons. Bases 1 to 942 code for a protein of 313 amino acids. Lineage: Eukaryota; Metazoa; Chordata; Mammalia; Chiroptera; Phyllostomidae. The record is from RefSeq and is a predicted model, not a curated record. Gene Ontology annotation, cellular component: membrane.